This is a messenger RNA of Rubroshorea leprosula, 426 nucleotides long. The record is from the annotation of a GenBank genome assembly. NCBI's taxonomy places the organism in Eukaryota, Viridiplantae, Streptophyta, Magnoliopsida, Malvales, Dipterocarpaceae.
GGGGGCGCAAAAACAGAGUACCAGGGUUCGAACAAGAGCCCAACAGGCGAGGGUGCAAGUGAUGACUCACAAGGAAGCUGCGGCUACUGAUGGUUUCCUAGUCUCUGUUACUGAUGCUAGUAGUGUGACAUCGAGACUAGAAGACAUACCGGUAGUGCAUGAGUUUCCGGAUGUAUUUUCGGAGGAUUUCCCGAGUUUACCUCCGGAUAGAGAGGUUGAAUUUGCUAUUGACCUUGUUCCUGGCACCGGACCCGUUUCCAAAGCACCAUACUGUAUGGCUCCUGCAGAAUUGAAGGAGUUAAAGGUCCAGUUGGAGGAACUCCUUGAGAAAGGGUUUAUACGCCCUAGUGUAUCACCUUGGGGAGCUCCAGUGUUGUUUGUCAAGAAGAAGGAUGGGAGCAUGAGGCUAUGCAUUGAUUACCGGGA